AUGCUAGAAAGCAAACCUUGUCCUUACCACCCUUUUCCAGGACUGCAGGGGGCCUUGAACCCUGAGGGUUGGUGCUGGACGCUGCCACACAGGAAGAUCUGCCUCUCCUGCCAGGGCCUAUGGAGGGACACGCUCGUUCUUCCAAGGAAAGUCCCUUUCCUGCCACGUCUUUCUGUAGUGCUUUGGGGUACCCUCUUGUGGACUGGCUCCCUCCCACAUCUGGCCUGGGGGGCAGGGACCUUCACCCUGGGGGUGCUGGGACCCUGGGACUGUGACCCCAUCUUUGCCCAGGCUCUCCCCGGAGUGGCUGCUCAGCUGGCUGUGGACUGAGCCAACCAGGACCCCUCACUGCUGCUGGGUACACGGCUGGAUUCUGUGGUCAUCCCCACAGGCUGUGAUGCCCCUCAAGCCCUGGCCACGCUCCUGGCCCACAGGAACACUGUGGCUGCUUUCGUGGGACCUGUCAAUCCUGGUUACUGCCCAGCGGCAGCCCUGCUAGCCCAAGGCUGGCGCAAGACCCUCUUCUCCUGGGCAUGUGGGGCCCCAGAGGGAGGCAGCGAACUGGUGCCGACCUUGCCUUCGGCUGCCCACGUGCUGCUGUCCAUCAUGAGACACUUCGGCUGGGCGCGCGUGGCCAUCGUGUCCUCCCACCAGGACAUCUGGGUGGCCACAGCCCGACAGCUGGCCACGGCUUUCAGGACGUUCGGGCUGCCAGUGGGGCUGGUGACUUCUCUAGGACCCGGGGAUCAGGGGGCCACCAAGGUCCUGAAGCAGCUCCGCAGCGUGGAUGGCCUGAAAGUCGUGGUGCUGUGCAUGCACUCGGCGCUCCUGGGCGGCUCGGAGCAGACAGCCCUGCUGAGCCGCACUGGGGCCGAGGGCCUGGCCGAUGGGAGGCUCGUCUUCCUGCCCUACUUCCUGCUCUUUGCUUUGCCCUACGGCAACCGCUCCUACCCAGCCCUCAGCGAUGGCGGGCCCCUGCAGCAGGUCUAUGACGCAGUGCUCACCGUCAGCCUGGAGUCCGGGCCUGCAGGGAAGGCCUUCGCCGCUACCGGGGUGGGCGGAGAGGGGGCCGCUGGCCUGGAGCUGGAACAGGUGUCUCCGCUCUUUGGAACCAUCUAUGACGCUGUGGUCCUGCUGGCCCAUGCUCUGAACCGCUCGGAGAGCCGUGGGGCGGGGCUCUCAGGGGCUCACUUAGGAGACCACACCGGGGUGCUGGACAUGGCUGGCUUUAGCCAGAGAAUCCGGACGGACGAGAAGGGCAGGAGGCUGGCCCAGUAUGUCAUCCUGGAGACGGAUGGUCAAGGAGGCCAGCUGGUCCCCACUCACAUCCUGGACACAGGCACAUGGCAAGUGCAACCCCUGGGCAGGGCCAUACAUUUUCCAGGAGGAACCCCUCCAGCUCGUGACUCCAGCUGCUGGUUUGAUCCCAAUACGCUAUGCAUGAGAGGUGCACAGCUGCCGAGUGGCCUCCUCGUCCUGGCCCUGGCCUGUGUCCUGGUGCUGGCCGGCGGGUCCCUCACCUGCCUCAUCAGACUGGGCAUCCAGCAGCUGCAGCUGGUGCAGGGCCCCCACCGAAUCCUGCUGACUGCCCGGGAGCUCACCUUCAUCCAUCGGCCCCUGAGCAGACGGAAGCUGCAUGUGGACAGUGUGAGCGACUCGAGAAGUGUGGCAGAUAGUGGGAGCCUGAGGUCGGUGGCCCAGGGGUCAGCAAGAAGCCUGCCAGCCCCCCAGGAGCCCACCAAUGUGGCCCUGUACCAGGGAGAUUGGGUGUGGCUGAAGAAGUUCGAAGCUGGCACAGCCCCUGAGCUGCGGCCGAGCUCCCUUGGCCUCCUGAGGAAGAUGUGGGAGCUGCGGCACGAGAAUGUCACCGCCUGCCUGGGUUUCUUCACGGCCCCUGGGAUCUGUGCACUGGUGCUGGAGCACUGCUCCUGGGGCAGCCUGGAGGACCUGCUGCAGAACGAGGCUCUGUGGCUGGACUGGACCUUCAAGUCCUCCCUGCUGCUGGAUUUGAUCUGCGGCGUGUGGUAUCUGCACCAUCGGCAUUUCCCUCACGGCCGCCUCAAGUCCCGGAACUGUGUGGUGGACGGACGCGUUGUGCUGAAGGUCACGGACCACGGUUACGCGGAGCUCCUGGACACUCAGCGCGCUCCCCACCGCCCACCGGCCCCGGAAGAGCUGCUGUGGACGGCUCGGGAACUGUUGCGGGGGCCUGGGGGGCCCGGGAGGGGCACUUUCAAAGGAGAUGUCUUCAGCAUCGGCAUCAUCCUGCAGGAGGUGCUGACUCGGGUGCCCUACAGCGCCUCAGGGCUCUCAGCCGAAGAAAUCAUCAGGAAGGUGGUGUCUCCCCCUCCCCUAUGCCGGCCCCUGGUGUCCCCUGACCACGGGCCGCCCGAGAGCAUCCGGCUGAUGGAGCGGUGCUGGCAGGAGGCUCCAGAGGACAGACCCAGCCUGGACCAGAUCUAUACCCAGUUCAAAAGCAUCAAUCAAGGCAAGAAAACCAGUGUUGCCAACUCCAUGCUGCGGAUGCUGGAGAAGUAUUCGCAGAACCUGGAAGACCUGAUCCAGGAGCGGACCGAGGAACUGGAGCAAGAGAGACAGAAGACGGAGAGGCUGCUCUCCCAGAUGCUCCCUCAGUCUGUGGCUGAAGCUCUGAAAAUGGGAGAAACUGUGGAGCCGGAGUACUUCGACCAGGUUACCAUAUACUUCAGUGACAUUGUGGGUUUCACCACCAUCUCAGCCCUGAGUGAGCCCAUUGAGGUGGUGGGCUUGCUCACUGAUCUCUACACCCUGUUCGAUGCUGUCCUCAGAAGCCAUGACGUGUAUAAGGGAUCUGUGAUUCCCGCCCGGCACUCGCUGAGUGGAGACCAUCGGCACGCGGCCGAAAUUGCCAACCUGGCCCUGGACAUCCUCAGCUCAGUGGGCAACUUUCGGAUGAGGCACGCGCCCGAUGUGCCCGUUCGCAUCAGAGCCGGCCUGCACUCAGGGCCCUGCGUGGCGGGGGUCGUGGGCCUCACCAUGCCUCAGUACUGCCUCUUUGGGGACACUGUCAACACCGCGUCCCGGAUGGAGUCCACAGGGCUGCCAUAUAGAAUUCAUGUCAGCCGAAGCACUGUCCAGACACUUCUCAGCCUGGAUAAAGGCUAUAAAAUUGAUAUCAGAGGUCCGACUGAGCUGAAGGGGAAGGGCCUAAAGGAAACCUACUGGCUGGUGGGAAAGGCAGACUUCUCCAGACCCCUCCCCACCCCUCUUGACAUCAAACCUGGAGACCCCUGGAAGGACCUCAUAAACCAAGAAAUCAAGGCAGCCUUUGCCAAAGCCCGCCAGUGCCUGGCCAGGACCCGGCCAGGGAGGGCCUCGGCCCAGCCCUGA
Choloepus didactylus (southern two-toed sloth) is the source of this 3369-nucleotide messenger RNA. Its product is annotated as guanylate cyclase D-like. Lineage: Eukaryota; Metazoa; Chordata; Mammalia; Pilosa; Megalonychidae. Gene Ontology annotation, biological process: intracellular signal transduction; cGMP biosynthetic process; protein phosphorylation. Gene Ontology annotation, molecular function: protein kinase activity; peptide receptor activity; guanylate cyclase activity. The record is from RefSeq and is a predicted model, not a curated record.